CUCUCUUUCUGACACACAACACACAGAUCAGCGGUCAAUGGCCAUGGAGCAGCAGAGAAAGCAGAAGAUGGUGCAAGAACAGGAGGAAACAGAAGAGAUGCAACAUGGCCCUUUCCCUGUUGAAAAACUUCAGGAAUGUGGGAUUGCUUCCCUCGACAUAAAGAAGCUUAAAGAUGCUGGUCUCUGCACAGUGGAAUCUGUAGCAUACUCUCCUAGGAAAGAACUUCUUCACAUAAAAGGAAUCAGUGAAGCUAAAGUUGACAAAAUCAUUGAGGGGGCUUCAAAACUGGUCCCUUUGAGUUUCACUAGUGCUAGCCAACUUCAUGCUCAGAGGCUUGAAAUCAUUCAGAUAACUUCUGGAUCAAGAGAACUUGACAAAAUUUUAGAAGGAGGAAUUGAGACGGGAUCUAUAACUGAAAUAUAUGGAGAGUUCCGCUCUGGAAAGACUCAGCUCUGUCACACACUAUGUGUCACUUGCCAACUUCCAUUAGAUCAAGGGGGUGGUGAGGGAAAAGCAAUGUACAUUGAUGCUGAGGGCACUUUUAGGCCACAAAGACUCUUACAGAUAGCAGACAGGUUUGGGUUGAAUGGUGCUGAUGUUUUGGAGAAUGUGGCCUAUGCUCGGGCAUACAACACUGAUCAUCAAUCAAGGCUUUUGCUUGAAGCAGCUUCAAUGAUGGUAGAAACCAGGUUUGCUCUCAUGAUAGUGGACAGUGCUACUGCUCUCUAUAGGACAGAUUUUUCUGGUAGGGGAGAACUGUCAGCAAGGCAAAUGCAUCUUGCAAAGUUCUUGCGCAGCCUUCAGAAAUUGGCGGAUGAGUUUGGUGUAGCUGUUGUUAUUUCUAACCAAGUUGUUGCCCAAGUGGAUGGUUCUGCCAUUUUUGCUGGGCCUCAAAUCAAACCCAUUGGUGGUAAUAUUAUGGCUCAUGCUUCUACAACAAGGCUAGCUCUCCGAAAGGGGAGAGGGGAGGAGCGAAUUUGUAAAGUAAUAAGUUCUCCAUGUCUAGCAGAGGCUGAAGCUAGGUUUCAGAUUUCAACAGAAGGUGUAAUCGAUGUCAAGGACUGAAUUUUGCUGGCCAAUUAUUUUGCCGUACUUUUUUGAGGUCCUCCAUUCAUCAAGGCGUGUUUCUGUAUCUGUUGUUGAUCUACAACCCAGAAGGAAAAGUUUGAUGUUUUUGUAGGUGGAAGAGGACGACCCUACAAGUUGAGGAAACUGUAGGGCAGCUAUGAAUCAGCACAGAUUUCACCUUUCAGCAAUAGUAUUCUGAAUUUUUCUUUGGUGUGUUUGCUUCUAAACUUUCUUUGGUUGAUUGUUCUUGUAUUGCCAAGAGAAACACUAUGUGGAGAAUGGAAUCAUCAAAGCUUUCAUG
Molecule: messenger RNA, 1370 nt
Organism: Ilex paraguariensis (yerba mate)
Lineage: Eukaryota; Viridiplantae; Streptophyta; Magnoliopsida; Aquifoliales; Aquifoliaceae
Source: the annotation of a GenBank genome assembly